Messenger RNA from Pterocles gutturalis (yellow-throated sandgrouse), 1117 nucleotides. Its product is annotated as NADH-cytochrome b5 reductase 3-like. The coding region runs from base 1 to 942 and encodes 313 amino acids. Lineage: Eukaryota; Metazoa; Chordata; Aves; Pterocliformes; Pteroclidae. Gene Ontology annotation, molecular function: FAD binding; oxidoreductase activity. The record is from RefSeq and is a predicted model, not a curated record. The transcript is spliced from 9 exons. Gene Ontology annotation, cellular component: mitochondrion.
AUGGAGCUGCGACAGCCUUGUUUCUGUCAAGCUGCCGGGUUUGGCAACCCUCUGCCAUUGAGUCAGGUUGUGACAUACCCAAUAUGGUACAUCUACACCGCCAUCCUGAGGCUUUUCAGGAAUCCCCAUCCUGCGAUUACUCUGAAGGAUCCUGAAGUGAAGUAUGCAUUGAGGCUGAUUGAUAAGGAGGAAGUUAGUCAUGACACAAGAAGAUUUCGAUUUGCUCUCCCUUCCAUGGAUCACGUUCUGGGUCUCCCUAUAGGACAGCAUAUCUACCUGUCUGCACGUGUUGAUGGAGCUCUGGUUGUUAGACCUUACACUCCAGUUUCCAGUGAUGAUGACAAAGGCUACGUGGAUCUUGUUGUCAAGAUCUACUUUAGAGGUGUCCAUCCAAAGUUUCCUGAUGGAGGGAAGAUGUCUCAGUACUUAGACAGCCUGAAAAUAGGGGAUACUAUUGACUUCAGGGGACCAAGUGGCCUACUUGUCUACAAAGGAAAAGGCGAGUUUGCUAUUCGGCCUGAAAAGAAAGCAGAACCAGUUACUAAGAAAGUGAAAUAUGUGGGGAUGAUUGCAGGUGGGACUGGGAUAACACCUAUGCUGCAGAUCAUUCGAGCAAUCAUAAAAGACAAAGAUGACCCUACCGUUUGUCAGCUGCUGUUUGCUAAUCAGACUCAGAAGGAUAUCCUGUUACGUUCUGAGCUAGAGGAGAUCCAGGUUGAGAAUCCCAGUCGCUUUAAGUGUUGGUACACGCUGGACAGACCACCUGAAAAUUGGGAAUACAGCGAAGGAUUUGUGAACCAAGAAAUGAUCAGAGACCACCUGCCUCCACCUCAGAACGAUGUUCUGAUCCUCAUGUGUGGACCUCCUCCAAUGAUCCAGUAUGCUUGCAUUCCCAACCUGGACAAGCUGGGCUACACCAAGGACAUGAGGUUCUCCUUCUAAAGAAGACUGAUAAUUCCGUGGUCUUGUGUAGAAAGGAAGAAAAAGUAUGUAAUGGGGAACAGGACAAACAGAAACGGCUGAUGCACAGUGCUGGGAAGCUACAUUUACAUUAAAAAUGCUUAAUUUUUUCUGAACCUCUGGCAAGUAAGACACGUACACUUAACUGUACUAAACC